Molecule: messenger RNA, 990 nt
Organism: Mya arenaria
Lineage: Eukaryota; Metazoa; Mollusca; Bivalvia; Myida; Myidae
Exons: 1
Coding region: 1-990 (329 amino acids)
Molecular function (GO): structural constituent of carboxysome shell
Source: RefSeq, a predicted model, not a curated record
AUGCGGCGUAAUGUCACUGGUGGUGCAGCAUUUAGGGUUCGUAACGUCAUUGCUGAUGCAGGAAUUAUGGGGCGUAAUGUCACUGAAGGUGCAGCAUUAAGGGCUCGUAACGUCAUUGCUGUUGCAGGAAUUAUUGGGCGUAAUGUCACUGAUGGUGCAGCAUUAAGUCCUCGUAACUUCAUUGCUGUUGCAGGAAUUAUGAGGCGUAAUGUCACUGAUGGUGCAGCAUUUAGGGCCCGUAACGUCAUUGCUGAUGCAGGAAUUACGGGGCGUAAUGGCACUGAUUAUGCAGCAUUAAAGGCUCGUAAUGUAAAUGGUGGUGCAACAUUAAGGGCUAGUAAUGUCGCAGGUGGUGCAGCAUUAAGGGCUCGUAAUGUCACUGGUGAUGCAGAAUUAAGGGCUCUUAAUGUCACUGCUGGUGCAGCUCUAAGGGCUCGUAAUGUCACUGUUGAUGCAGAAUUAAGGGCUCGCAAUGUCACAGGUGAUGCAGCAAUAAGGGCUCGUAAUGUCACUGAUGGUGCAGCAUUUAGGGCUUGUAAUGUCACUGAUGAUGCAGAAUUAAGGGCUCGGAAUGUCACUGCUGGUGCAGCUCUAAGGGCUCAUAAUGUCACUGGUGAUGAAGCAUUUAGGACUCGUAAUGUCACUGGUGAUGCUGCAUUAAGGGCUCGUAAUGUCACUGGUGGUGCAGCAUUAAGGUCUCGUAAUGUCACUGAUUACGCAGCAUUAAGGCCUCGUAAUGUCACUGGUGGUGCAUCAUUAAGAGCUCGUAAUGUCACUGGUGGUGCAGCAUUAAGGGCUCGAAAUGUUACUGGUGGUGCAGCCUUAAGGGCUCGCUAUGUCACUGAUGAUGCAGCAUUAAGGGAUCGUAAUGUCACUGCUGGUGCAGCAUUAAGGGCUCGUAAUGUCACUGAUGGUGCAGCACUGAGGGCUCGUAAUAUCACUGCUGGUGCCGCAUUAAUAGCUCCUAAUGUUAUGGUGGUGCAGCAUUAA